GCGUUAUCGAAAUCAAACGCCAUCCACCAAAAAUCCCCUCAAGAUACCAAUUAUACUUCACUUCCCAGUCCAAUCCAGAAAUAUAAAAUGGCACCCCGCAAAAGAAAGCGAGCGAGGGUAGAUUCGAUUUCUGAACAGUCCCCUUCACCGAGUCCUAUAAUUUUCCGCAUCCCCGGCCAAACCCCCGAUACUCUCUUGAGCGUUCUCGGUCAGGACUAUCACGUCCAUUCAAUGCUCUUAAAGCUACACUCGAACUACUUCAGACGCUUCCUAGAUUCCCCAGACAAAUCUGGAGAGCGAGCUUCCCAUGAUUUUCGAUAUCACUACAUUACCGUUUUCGACGAUGAUGAAUGUGGCUGGUCCUUGGAGUCCGUUGAAAAGGUCAGAUCAGGUUGCUCGUUUGACUGGCUUGUUUUCAACCAUUUGGCAACGCAGAAUGCUAACAGCCCUGAUGUCCUAGGCUACCCCAGCAACACCAGCAGAGGUCUCUCGCUAUUAUUGCCGAGAAGAAGAAUCCACGGCGUUUCAUCACCUCUUAUGCACGAUGUACAACAGAAAAUAUGCGAUCCAGAAUGUCUCUGCAUUGAAGUCGCUGACGAAAAUAGCCGACUUCUUCUGCGCCUUGCCCAUAGUUUCUGCGACCAUUGUCGAGACAGUAAUGACUGGUCCUAUGACCAGAACGAGGAUGGAAGAAUGGAGUUCAAGAAGCGAAUUUUCACGGAACGCCUGCGAAAUUAGCAGAAUUGCACAAAAGCUUCGCAAUCCUAUUCUCUUCCGAGACGCAAUUAUCGAGGUCGUGAGCCGAUGGGACUUCCAUCAGGAAUUUUUGUUCGAGAUAGGCAUCAAAGCCUCUGAUUUCUUCGAUGGUUCAACCCUCCAACUGAUUGAGAGAGAAUACACACAGGUUGCCAAACUUCUAGUCAGGUGCAGCCAUCGCCUCCUACUUCGUAUACUCGACGGCCGCUUUUGGGAAAUUGGAAAAAGGGUCCCUGCACCCGAAGACGAAUCGGCAUGGCGCAGCGCAGAUUUUUAUUAUCGAAUCAGACUAAGGAUCAUCGAGAAGUUAGAAGGCAUAUAUUAUCACUUCGUUCGGCCAGAAACCAGAGAAGCCUUGGAUAAGCUGAGACAGUCAAUAGAUGAGUUGAUACAGAACAACUUGGUUUUAGAUCAGUCCCACUGUGGUCCAGGAGAACUUGGAAUGCAUGAGCACGCCUUUUUGUGUGCAAAGAUCUCUGAUGAUGAUUUGCCUUGGGACACUUCGGAGAUUGACUGGUAGGAAGGCGGGAUGCAUGCUUAAUGUACAUCUGUCUUAAAUGUUAAUCUUAUUUGGUUCUAGGGAUUUGGUGGAUUAUUGGUCUUGAUUUGGUUUCCUUUCUUAUCGAUUGUUAAUAGACAAGGGAGUCAUGAGUAUUGAGUUGGGGUUGAGACUCCAGAGGCACAAGCCAGCUUUGUAAAGAUUUCAAGGUUGUCGUUGAUGGGUAUCGAAUCACCAAUGUCAUCUCGAAAGAGAGUACAAGUUGAGACUCAACGCUUAUGCUAAAAUUUUCGGAGUCUCCGUUGAACCUGGAGUUUGCCAAACAGAUUACAUCAGAUAAACCCAUAACGCGGAGUACGCAGCUUCCAAUAGCCAUCUGUCAGCUAAGCGAGGAUCGUGGGGCUCCCUUCAAACAAGCUUAGUGGGUACAGAAAACAUCUUCACUCUGCC
Hymenoscyphus albidus is the source of this 1705-nucleotide messenger RNA. NCBI's taxonomy places the organism in Eukaryota, Fungi, Ascomycota, Leotiomycetes, Helotiales, Helotiaceae. The record is from the annotation of a GenBank genome assembly.